AUGGGAAGAUGCAACAUGUUCCCUUGGAGUUAUAUUUCAAGAAAAACAGAUAUCAGCAACAUAGACUGGUGCAACUAUGUUUUGGAUUGUCUCGUUAGAACAAAGAACUCAUACAUACCAUACUCAGAUAACAACUAUUUUGUUGGACCUUCGACUUUCUUGGUGUUGUUAUAUGCUGAUAAAAUCCACUCGGAAGCUCUAACGAUAACACGUAGAUUUGGCAUUGGAGAAUUAAAUGAAGAAUUUGUUAAUGAACAAGAUGAAGGAGAUACAGAUUUGGAAGACAGUGAUUGUGAUAAAGAUGAAGAAGAUUAUGUUGAGGCAUAUGAAUCAAAAUUAUCAAAAAUGUUUAAUAGUUUUGAGAUGACGAAGGAAAAGCUGAAUUCAAAGCUCAAUGAUGCAAUAACAAAGUUCCCUAAAAAGGAAAGUUUUAGGAUUUUCAAAGAAAAUAUGACAAAUAUAAUUGUUGAAGAAAAAACUGAAAGCACAAAUUUUUUUGAAUUUCCAAGUAAUGAAGCUGGACUUGAAGGUAUCAAUUUGACACCAGUAAUGGGUCAAAAAACAAAUGAUGAAAAAGAGAAUGAAGAUAAAGAGGGAAAUGGUGAAGAAGACAAUGAUAAUGAUGGAAGUUAA
This is a messenger RNA of Lactuca virosa, 633 nucleotides long. The record is from the annotation of a GenBank genome assembly. NCBI's taxonomy places the organism in Eukaryota, Viridiplantae, Streptophyta, Magnoliopsida, Asterales, Asteraceae.